Molecule: messenger RNA, 1889 nt
Organism: Xylona heveae TC161
Lineage: Eukaryota; Fungi; Ascomycota; Xylonomycetes; Xylonales; Xylonaceae
Exons: 1
Coding region: 15-1730 (571 amino acids)
Biological process (GO): phospholipid transport; mitochondrion organization
Cellular component (GO): ERMES complex
Molecular function (GO): lipid binding
Source: RefSeq, a predicted model, not a curated record
GCAGUCCUAAUGCAAUGUCGAUCGACAUCAAUUGGACAGCGCUGACCAGUGGUCUGGAUGGUCUAGCUCUUGCCGAACGUAUUCGCUCUUUCAUUGACAGCAAAUUCCAGCAAGUAAAACUUCCGCGCUCGAUCCGUUCUGUCAAGGUCAAUUCCUUUGAUUUCGGCAGCGUCGCGCCAGAGAUUGUCCUCAAGGACAUUUGCGACCCAUUGCCCGACUUUUACGAGGUCGACGAUGACGACGAUGAUACUGAUGAGGAAGGAGAAGAAGAGGAGGAUAGUGAAGGAGAGGGUAGUAAAAUAGAGGCAGGCGAUGGCGAGAACGAGAAAUUCGACACCGAAUCCGAGCCUGUCGGGCCCGCAGCCUCAACUUCCAGAAAUAGGCAAGGUCGUGAUCUCAACGACAGAUCUCGUGCCGAAACAGGGCAGAGACACCUUUCGCCAACAAAAGUAUUAAAACAGAGGCAGCGGCAAAGGGAACGGCGUCGCGUAGAGCGCUGGGCGCGAUCCGACGGUGCCGGAUACAUGAGCGGAGGCGAAGGUUCUCCGCAACCUCCAAUGGUAAAUGACCGACCUUCAUUGUCUACGAAUGACAUCCAUCGAGCCGGCCUAUCUGGGACCACUGCAUCGAUUCCCGGCUUGCGGAACUUUGGUCCUGGACAUGGGAUCGGUCUGAGCAUUCCCGACCAACAUUUGCUUUCUCGUUCGAACACGCCCGGUAUCCCAGGAGGCACAUCCAACCUCAGUUACUUCCACCUCCCGCUCGGUGCAAGCUUGUCGGGCUCACAAACUCCUCUUGCCGCCGUGGCCGGCGCACAGUAUCCCACCGGUUGGUCCAGUGCUAGUCAUCUUCCCAACGGACAGCAAACGCUGCAAGAUCGAGGAAGAUCACCAGCUUAUUCACCCGACAAUCAACGCUCGUCGAAUCCAAACCACCGUCAUCAUUCCUCGAUUUCAACAACAAACUCUGCUCCUUCUCCUCCCUCAACAGUCACUGAUAACACACCCAUCCCACAAGGUCAUGAUACACAUGACCACCACAGUCCUGGUCCCGAAGAGGGAAAACCAGCCCAGCUCCCCCGAAGACCAAAACCGCAAUUCUCGCUCUCGACGAAGGGCGAAGAUUCCAAAUCACCCCAUUCUCCACCGACGCGCUCCUCCCAUUCGCCCUCACGUUCUUCUCCAUCCCCGUCCUCCGAACACUUCAACAACUCACACCAUUUCCGUCCAACUGCCAUUCGCGAGCCUCAGCCCGAAGACGUGCAGAUCGUCUCGCGCAUAAAAUACGCAGGUGACGUCAAAUUAUCACUGACCACUGAGAUCCUGCUCGACUAUCCCAUGCCCAGCUUUGUCGGGAUCCCCCUCACGCUCAAUAUUACUGGCCUCUCAUUCGAUGGCGUUGCUGUCGUCGCGCAGAUUCGUCGGCGUGCUCAUUUUUGCUUCUUAUCCCCGGAGGACGCAGCUACGCUUUUGGGCGCAGAUGAGGAUGCCCCUGCCGAUGCCCCUGCCCCAGGCUAUGCAGGCAACAUGCCAGGUUCAAACCCAAAUCUCAAACAUCCCCUCGGCAGCUUGCUCCAGGAUAUUAAAGUCGAGAGCGAAAUCGGACAGCGGGAUAAUGGCAAGCAAGUUCUGAAAAACGUGGGUAAAGUCGAAAAGUUUGUGCUCGAGCAAGUUCGGAGGAUUUUCGAGGACGAAUUUGUUUAUCCUAGUUUUUGGACGUUUCUUAUAUGAUAGCAUUGCAAAAAGUGCAUGGGAUUUAAAGUUACGAUUUAGGGUGCUACAGGACAUCAUCAUCAUCAUCAUCACGUAUUUCAAAGAUAUAUAGGCGACAUGGAGGAACAGAGAAAGGAAGGAUGCAAGGACAUUCUCACAAACAUUUACGAGUCACGC